ACGUUCCACGUAGUACGUACACACCAUUCUCCAUUUGUGCCACUCUCACUGGCUGAGUCGUGGCCAAUGAAUAGCCUUCCUACAUUCCAAUUUCCAAUUCGAGUCUCCCUCUCUAGUCUCCUCACCUCUCUCAAGUCUCAAAUUGGGUUAGCGAUCAGUCUCGGGGAGCGCCAGGACCCAGGAGGGAUUUGGUGAUGGUGAUGUGGGUGUUCGGAUACGGGUCGCUAAUAUGGAAACCGGGUUUCCAUUACGACGAUUGCCUCGUGGGUUUCAUAAAGGGCUAUCGCCGCGUCUUCUACCAAGGCAGUACCGAUCACAGAGGAACUCCUGAAUUCCCGGGUCGAACGGUCACAUUGGAGCCUGCAGAUGGGGAGGUUUGCUGGGGUAUUGCCUACAAGAUAACUAAAAAGGAAGAUCAAGAAGUAGCGAUAACGUAUCUUGAAGUGAGGGAAAAGCAGUAUGACAAGAAGGCCUAUUUGGAUCUUUUCACUGAUUUAAAAGCUUCAACUCCAGCCGUUUCUGAUGUACUGGUAUAUGUAGCAUCUCCGGACAAGACAAUCAACAAAAAUUACUUGGGGCCUGCAUCAAUUGAAGAAAUUGCCAGUCAAAUCGUUCGUGCUGAAGGGCCUUCUGGACCGAACAGAGAUUACCUUUUUCAACUUGAGAAAGCGCUCGGUCUGAUAGUAGGGUGUGAAGACAAACACGUUACUGACCUCGCUAAGGAGGUGCGACGCAUCAUUGGGGAGACAAUUCCAAUCUGAGUGGCUAGUGGCCCGGCCAGGAAAGACUUUCUUGAGCCUUAUAGU
Messenger RNA from Ipomoea nil (Japanese morning glory), 806 nucleotides. Its product is annotated as gamma-glutamylcyclotransferase 2-3. Gene Ontology annotation, biological process: glutathione catabolic process. NCBI's taxonomy places the organism in Eukaryota, Viridiplantae, Streptophyta, Magnoliopsida, Solanales, Convolvulaceae. Gene Ontology annotation, cellular component: cytoplasm. The transcript is spliced from 7 exons. The record is from RefSeq and is a predicted model, not a curated record. Bases 195 to 761 code for a protein of 188 amino acids. Gene Ontology annotation, molecular function: gamma-glutamylcyclotransferase activity; glutathione specific gamma-glutamylcyclotransferase activity.